Tinamus guttatus (white-throated tinamou) is the source of this 3047-nucleotide messenger RNA. The record is from RefSeq and is a predicted model, not a curated record. Lineage: Eukaryota; Metazoa; Chordata; Aves; Tinamiformes; Tinamidae.
GUGUGGAAGAGUAAAGGUCUGAACAAAUCUAAGAUCAUGACCUCCGAUGCUAGUCAUAUGCUUGAAGCAGCUUUGGAGCAGAUGGAUGACAUCAUUGCAGGUACAAAGUCAGCUGCAGAGUAUGCCAAUGGUGGCUACAACAUUGUGUCCCCUGCUCCAUCAGUAUAUCUGGGCACACUUCAAAUUUUGCAUCUCUUGGAAGAUCUAAAGAUGGCAUUGGAAAUGUUAGAGGAUCCUCAAGAGAAAGAAGCAUUGCGAAGCCAAAUUCCAGGGGCUACAGCAAUGUGUAUACGGGAGUGGUUUGAAGAGAAUUUGUCACAGGUGAAUCUUCAUUCUUCUAUGAAUAAUGAAACCUAUCAAGACAGAUUGGCACGAUUAGAAGGAGAUAAAGAGUCACUCAUACUGCAGGUGAGUGUCCUCACAGACCAAGUAGAAGCUCAAGGAGAGAAAAUCCGCGACUUGGAAAUCUGUCUUGAGGGGCAUCAGUUGAAAUUGAAUGCUACAGAAGAAAUGCUUCAACAGGAGCUGCUAAGUCGAACAUCCCUUGAGACUCAGAAAUUGGAUCUAAUGGCUGAAGUCUCAGAUCUGAAGAUUAAGCUAGUUGGCAUGGAGAAGGAACAGAGCGAAUACGAAGAGAAACAGAACAAAGCAGAGAAUUUGCUACAAGAACUUAGACAUCUCAGAAUUAAAGUAGAAGAACUGGAAAAUGAAAGGAAUCAAUAUGAGUGGAAAUUGAAAGCAACCAAAGCUGAGAUCGCUCAGCUUCAAGAACAGCUAGCGCUCAAAGAUGCAGAAAUCGAGCGCUUGCAGAGUCAGCUCUCCAGGAUGUCAUCACAUCAUGAAGUUGCAGAGAAAGAGGAAGUUUAUAGGAGAAGGCUAAAAGAAAAACAUCAGGAAGUUCAGCGCUUGAAGAUAGGAAUGGAAACAUUGCUGGCUGCAAAUGAAGAAAAGGACCGUCGGAUAGAGGAGCUAACGAUACUGCUCAGCCAGUACAGGAAGGUCAAGGAGAUAAUGAUUGCAGCUCAUGGCUCUUCAGAAAGAGUUGUCUCUGGUGUCGGUGAAGAGGAAGUUGAGACAACUUUAAGGAAGUGGAAUCUUUUGAUUAAUGCUCAGGGAGAACUGUUUAAAACAGAGGUCUCGUCAGGAGAACUGUCACUGGCUGUGCUAUCUCCAGUGCCUCACAAAGCUAUGGAAAUCAGUGGAAGCAUUCCAGUAUCUUCAACUAAUCUAAUCUCUCCACAAGAAGAAUCUUUGGAAAACAGAAAUAGGGUUCCCCAGAAAAAAAAGUCAAGUAGUCUAGAAGAGUUGCAGAGUGAAUCCCUGGAAAAGUAUGUAGACGGAAAUCCAGUACAGCCUGUUGUAGAACAAGAGAAUAAGCCACUUGUGAAAGGCAGCAAAUACCAGACCUUGCCGGGGAAGCUGCCUCGACCCGCGCACAAUGGAGAGCAGGGUGGGUCCGGCGCGCCGCACUCGCCAGAGCUCUGCGACGGGAACGACAGCGAGGACAGCAGCGCCCUGAGCCUGCGAGAAACAGAAACCGUGGAUGGCACAGUAGUCCCGGACGACCUUUCACCUCUGUCUUCGGGCACAGAUUCAGGUCCCCAGUCUCCAUUGUCUCCAGAAAACAGGAAGAGUCCAAAAGGGAUCAAGAAGAUCUGGGGAAAAAUAAGAAGAACUCAGUCGGGUAACUUUCCUGCAGACGAUCUGGGCUUGGCAGAGUUUCGAAGAGGUGGUCUCCGCGCUACAGCUGGCCCUCGCUUAUCCAGAUCCAAGGAAACAAAAGGACAAAAAAGUGACUGCAAUGCCCCAUUUGCUCAGUGGAGCACUGAAAGAGUCUGUAAUUGGCUGGAGGACUUUGGUCUCGGUCAGUAUGUCAUUUUUGCACGGCAGUGGGUGAGUUCAGGCCAUACGCUGUUAACUGCAACACCUCAGGACAUGGAAAAGGAAAUGGGAAUAAAGCAUCCACUGCACAGGAAGAAAUUAGUUUUGGCAGUUAAAUCAAUAAAUGCAAAACAAGAUGAGAAGUCUGCACAACUAGAUCAUAUCUGGGUGACACGAUGGCUUGAUGAUAUUGGUUUGCCUCAGUACAAAGAUCAGUUCCAUGAGUCCAGAGUUGAUGGGAGAAUGUUACAGUACCUAACAGUGAAUGACCUUCUCUUUCUGAAAGUCACCAGUCAGCUUCAUCAUCUGAGUAUUAAAUGUGCCAUUCAUGUGCUGCAUGUGAACGGUUUCAACCCCCACUGUUUACGCAGGAGACCAGUUGAUGAGAAUAACGUUUCACCUUCAGAAGUAGUUCAGUGGUCGAAUCACAGAGUGAUGGAAUGGCUCAGAUCAGUUGAUCUGGCAGAAUAUGCACCAAAUCUUCGAGGAAGCGGAGUGCAUGGUGGCCUCAUUAUUCUUGAACCUCGCUUCAAUGGAGACACCCUGGCCAUGCUGUUGAACAUUCCACCUCAAAAGACCCUACUACGACGUCACCUAACCACCAAUUUUAAUGUAUUAAUUGGACCAGAGGCGCAACAAGAGAAGAGAGAAAUAACAGAGUCACCGGCAUACACACCUCUAACCACCACUGCCAAAGUUCGGCCAAAGAAACUUGGAUUUUCACAUUUUGGAAACUUAAGAAAAAAGAAAUUUGAUGAAUCAACAGACUACAUUUGUCCUAUGGAUACAAAUCCAGGUGCUACCAAUGGUACUCACAAGAACUAUGGUGGAUACAAAGGACUUACUCCAUUCCCUGACAGGGAAUUGGACAAGCUGGACCAGAUGGAACAUUCAGAAGGAACAGUAAUGCAAAUAGGGGCUCUUUCUCAAGGCAUAAACAAUCUUACGAAUAUGUUAAGUCAAGAUGAAAUGCUGAAUGACAACCGAUUUUUAACGCCUACCUUUGAAGACUGGAGAUGAUGCUUCACCAUGACCAACAACACUAAUACCUCAUGCCUGUCCACAGAGGUGGCCUGGAAAAGCUUGAUGCUGUGGUACAGAAAAGCUUUAGCUCUUUUCUGCCCAUGAGACUUAACAUAUAGCAUCUAAUAUUGCUAAUGUAGCAA